Messenger RNA from Aedes aegypti (yellow fever mosquito), 1549 nucleotides. RefSeq names its product LIM/homeobox protein Awh. The record is from RefSeq and is a predicted model, not a curated record. Lineage: Eukaryota; Metazoa; Arthropoda; Insecta; Diptera; Culicidae. Gene Ontology annotation, cellular component: nucleus. Gene Ontology annotation, biological process: regulation of transcription by RNA polymerase II; neuron differentiation. The transcript is spliced from 6 exons. Gene Ontology annotation, molecular function: DNA-binding transcription factor activity, RNA polymerase II-specific; RNA polymerase II transcription regulatory region sequence-specific DNA binding. Bases 510 to 1430 code for a protein of 306 amino acids.
UUUCAAUACAAUUGCGACGGGUAACAGUCCCGAACGAAUAACGGUCGCGAUUAGACGUGUAGGUUUUUCUCACACCGAAAAGCUCUCGAAAACAGUUUGUCGUGUGCUUUACGUAUGGCCAGCUAGACAUGCUCUAUUGGUUGGGUCUUCUUUAUCGACGUAGUUGAACCAAAAGGGAAAAAAAAUCUCAUGUAUGUGUCUUAUAAAAAAUAAUAUGUUCGGAAUUGUGAGCUCGUUUCGUUAGAGCAAUUUGUAAUGAAAACCAUGAAAAUUCAUUGGAUAGUUAAAAAUAUGAUUACAACUGUGAGAAGGAAUAAAUUCAUGGAUAUAUGUUGAAAACAAAAUGAUCAAUUAUUUGUGGAACGUGGCACAAUAAACAAAUACAUAACAAUCAUAUUGCAUGUGAGAAUAGUUACGACAGGAAUCAAAUUCAUCAAUGGUGCAAAGCUAGAUGAAGAACACACAGUUGAUGGAAUUGCAUCAGUGCGAAAGUGGCUGUGAAAUUGAACAUGAAGAAAGAACUUCGCUCCUGCACGGCAUGCGGUGAGCCCAUAUCAGACAAGUACCUGUUAGACGUAGGCGGUUGCUCCUGGCACUCGGCCUGUCUCCGAUGUUGUAUCUGCCACAACCCGCUGGAUCAUCAACCGUCCUGUUUUCUUAGAGACCGCCAGAUCUACUGCAAAAACGACUACACAAAAAGAUUUGGAGCAAAAUGUGCCCGCUGUUGCCGAAGCUUAUCCGCUUCGGAUUGGGUGCGUCGUGCUCGCGAACUAACAUUCCAUCUUGCCUGCUUUGCCUGUGAUAGCUGUGGACGACAGUUGUCCACUGGGGAACAGUUUGCCCUGGUAGACGGCAAAGUGCUCUGCAAGACGCACUACUCGGAAAUGUUCGACUGUGGAACGUCUAGUGAUGACGGCUGUGAAGCGGAUGGUUUUCAGAAGAGCAAUAAAACGAAACGGGUGCGCACAACCUUCACCGAGGAACAACUGCAGAUACUGCAAGCGAACUUCAACAUCGACAGCAAUCCCGAUGGGCAGGAUUUGGAGCGGAUAGCUUCGGUGACAGGUUUGAGUAAACGGGUUACUCAGGUGUGGUUUCAGAACUCUCGUGCGCGUCAGAAGAAGCAUGUUCAAGUUCCUAGAGAUGGUGAUAUGAACCCUUUCAGCAGGCACAUCAAUCUCCAGCUGUCGUAUACAUUUCAACAGUCCAGUAUGAUGCAUAGUCCGAUUCACAUGGGCGCUGUGGGGAGUGUUGUUGGACAUACCGGUAGUAUAAACAACAGUAGCAAUAACAUUAUGGCCGCAGCUUUCAACAAUAACAACAAUAAUACAAACAGUUCGUCAAAGUCCUCACCAUAUAGUAGAAACGAAUCAUCGUUAGACGAGUUAUCUGAGGAUUCCGCUAUCCAUUGCAUGCAAAAUGAGAUGUGAAAUAUUAUUUAUUUGUAAAUGUGGAAAUAUUUAUUAGAAAUGAUUAAUGUAAAAUUUCAGCCUAAUAUUUAUGCAUAUUAAAACAGUGAUUAAAUGUAUUCUAUCGACAUUCAUAUUAA